Messenger RNA from Propithecus coquereli (Coquerel's sifaka), 1993 nucleotides. It is a transcript of the gene BARHL2, whose product is annotated as BarH-like homeobox 2. Gene Ontology annotation, molecular function: DNA-binding transcription factor activity, RNA polymerase II-specific; RNA polymerase II transcription regulatory region sequence-specific DNA binding. The coding region runs from base 43 to 1209 and encodes 388 amino acids. Lineage: Eukaryota; Metazoa; Chordata; Mammalia; Primates; Indriidae. Gene Ontology annotation, biological process: regulation of transcription by RNA polymerase II. The record is from RefSeq and is a predicted model, not a curated record. The transcript is spliced from 3 exons. Gene Ontology annotation, cellular component: nucleus.
GGCGGCUGCUGAACGACGGAGUGGCGUGGACCUCAUGUAAAAAUGACGACAAUGGAAGGGGCCAGCGGGUCGAGUUUUGGAAUAGACACGAUUUUGUCCAGUGCGAGUUCGGGCAGCCCCGGCAUGAUGAAUGGAGAUUUCCGCCCGCUCGGUGAGGCCAGGACUGCGGAUUUUAGGAGUCAGGCCACCCCGUCCCCCUGUUCGGAGAUUGAUACCGUAGGAACGGCGCCUUCUUCUCCUAUCUCGGUCACUAUGGAGCCCCCGGAGUCGCAUCUGGUAGCGGACGGGCCCCAGCAUCACCACCACCUCCACCAUAGCCAACAGCCGCCGCCGCCAGCAGCGGCCCCGACGCAAAGUUUGCAGCCUUCGCCCCAACAGCAGCCGCCGCCGCCGCCGCCCCAGCAGCCGCCGCCGCCCGCCCAGCAGCUGGGCUCUGCCGCCUCGGCCCCCAGGACUUCCACCUCUUCUUUUUUAAUUAAGGACAUCUUGGGCGACAGCAAACCUCUGGCGGCGUGUGCGCCCUACAGCACCAGCGUCUCCUCUCCCCACCACACCCCGAAGCAGGAGAGCAACGCAGGGCACGAGAGCUUCAGGCCAAAGCUCGAGCAGGAGGACAGCAAAACCAAACUCGACAAGCGGGAAGAUUCCCAGAGCGACAUCAAAUGCCACGGAACAAAGGAGGAAGGAGACCGGGAGAUUACAAGUAGCCGAGAGAGUCCCCCUGUGAGAGCGAAGAAGCCUCGCAAAGCCAGGACUGCUUUCUCCGACCAUCAGCUCAAUCAACUCGAGCGUAGUUUUGAGCGGCAGAAGUACCUGAGUGUGCAAGACCGCAUGGACCUGGCUGCUGCGCUCAACCUCACUGACACCCAAGUUAAGACCUGGUACCAGAACCGCAGGACCAAGUGGAAGCGGCAGACUGCGGUGGGCCUGGAGCUGCUGGCUGAGGCGGGAAACUACUCGGCGCUGCAGAGGAUGUUUCCGUCCCCUUAUUUCUAUCACCCCAGCCUGCUAGGCAGCAUGGACAGCACUACAGCGGCAGCGGCUGCUGCUGCCAUGUACAGCAGCAUGUACCGGACUCCCCCAGCACCCCAUCCCCAGCUGCAGCGGCCCCUGGUGCCCAGAGUGCUCAUCCAUGGCCUGGGGCCCGGGGGACAGCCAGCCCUCAAUCCCUUGUCCAGCCCCAUCCCAGGCACCCCACACCCCCGGUGAAGAACGGGCAGAGCAAAGGUGUUGCAAUCCCUCCCCCAUACCCCACUACCCGGACAGCUGCCCCUCCUCUCCCUGCACCAAGCCACCAGGCCUCCCUGGCAGCUGACCCUGGGAGGCAAAGGAGAAGGGGAGGAAGAGAAGAUGCUCACCAGUGGGCGGAGGACCCUCAAAGACGAGCCAGCCCUCUACUCUGCGUCUCCCCACCCCCUGAGAUAGGGCUGGAAAGCUCUCCCACAGCAGUGUGACGGGCGAAAACGCUGAACCCACACAAAGUGCGACCAGUAAGUGAAAACAUCAACAAAAACAAAACCUCAAGUUCUUUUAAGCAAACGACUUUAGGGACAAGGAGGAAGGAGGGAGGGGGGAGGGACAAGGAGGCAAGGAAGAAGGGCACGGAGCGGAAACUGCACAGGCAGAGAGAAUUGUCGAUGGACAGAUAGCCUCAAGUUCCGAGGCAGAGGGCGUUGCCGUGGACAUUCCGACUGCCCCAGAGAAAAGAGGAGGGUGACUGAGAACUUUGCACUGAUUUCUCAUGACCUUUUUUCUUUUGGAAAAGUGGCAUGCUCCAUAAUAUGAAAAAAAAAUGUACAUUUGAAAGACUGAGUGAUAAGUGAUAUAUCAUAUUUAUUAUAUGUUGUCCAAAAGAGAGUCACUUAUAUACGUUAGUAAAAACAUGAUUUUUCUUUUCAUGUCUUUUUGAUUCAGUAAAAUAAAUGCUUAGACAAAAAUAUAGAUUUUUUUGUGAUUGAAAAUUACAAAAAUAAAGUUUAUCUUUUUUUAACAA